Molecule: messenger RNA, 586 nt
Organism: Loa loa (African eye worm)
Lineage: Eukaryota; Metazoa; Nematoda; Chromadorea; Rhabditida; Onchocercidae
Product: translation initiation factor IF-2
Exons: 3
Source: RefSeq, a predicted model, not a curated record
AUGUGCACAAAUCCAGGGGAGCGCGACAUUUUCGACGUUUUGGACUUCCUGGAAAAGGAGCCUAUGAUGCAUCAUGUAUUGCGGGAAUUUGUGAGUGAAACAAUAGAGUUUGAAACUUCGCUCCUAACCCGCUUGGAGGAGGCGGAGAGGAGGUUGGAGGAAUUCGAAGGGCGAAAUUCUCACGAAGAAAUGGAAGAGGAACUGGUACCUCAGGAGCCGGACUUUAAUGAAGAAGAGGCAGAGUUUGCUCCUCUGCCUAAAAGUGAUGAUGAGGCCGAAAUUUGGCCAUCCGGAGCAGAGUGGGCCUCUUUGCCAGACGAUGGAGAAGAAGAACCUGAGGUACCGGCGGCACCAAUGAAGGCGAGUGGCAUUAUAGAACCAGCAGAAUCGAUCCGUGAACUCGUUUUAAGAUCGAAGACGAUCCGAAUUCCGGUUCUAGCCACGCAAACGACGUUGGCUGCGGCAACACCGGAAGUAUUUCACCGCUCGGAUUUGCGGGAUCUUCCGGAACAACUCCGAAGAGAGUUGCAAGUGCCGGAAACAGAACCAUACACGGUGGUUCAAGUUGAAGGGAAUAAUAGCAUUG